AUGAAUACAUAUUUUAAGAUAUUUCUUUUUUUUUUUAUUCAACUUUACAUAACGUUGAAUAAAGCUAAGGUUACUGAAAAUACGAUAUGUAAAUAUGGUUAUUUAAUUCAGAUGAGUAAUCAUUAUGAAUGUAAGUGUAAUGAAGGAUAUGUAUUAGUAAAUGAGGAUACAUGUGGAAAAAAGGUAGUCUGUGAUAAAGAUGAAAAUCUAUUUAGAGCUUGUGACGAAUACGCUUAUUGUUUCGAUAUAGGAUAUAAAAAUAAUGAAAAACAGAUAAAAUGUAUGUGUAGAACAGAAUAUACUUUAACUGAUGGAGUAUGUGUUCCUAACGUUUGUCGAGAUAAAGUAUGUGGCAAAGGAAAAUGUAUUGUAGAUCCUUCAAAUUCUUUAACAUAUACAUGCUCAUGCAAUAUAGGUACUAUAAUUAACCAGAAUAAAUUAUGUGAUACACAAGGUGAUACACCAUGUUCAUUAAAAUGUGAAGAAAAUGAAAUGUGUACAUUAGAAGGAAAUUAUUAUACAUGUAAAGAAGAUCCUUCAUCUAAUGGAGGAGGAAAUAAUGUUGAACAGCCUAAUACAUCAUAUAGUAUAAUAAACGGAGCAACACUAAUACAGGUUUUGAUUAUAUGCACAAUGUUUAUUAAAUUAUUAAUAUAA
This is a messenger RNA of Plasmodium adleri (nom. inval.), 657 nucleotides long. Its product is annotated as 28 kDa ookinete surface protein. Bases 1 to 657 code for a protein of 218 amino acids. Lineage: Eukaryota; Apicomplexa; Aconoidasida; Haemosporida; Plasmodiidae. The transcript has a single exon. The record is from RefSeq and is a predicted model, not a curated record. Gene Ontology annotation, cellular component: cell surface; membrane.